AUGAUACAGUCAAGAAAAGCUGGACUCGCCCACACACUGGCCACCAGGACCUCCCUGAAAGACGAGGAGCUUAAAACCCAUGUCUACAAGAAGACCCUGCAGGCCCUGAUCUACCCCAUCUCCUGCACCACACCGCACAAUUUUGAGGUGUGGACAGCCACCACGCCCACCUACUGCUACGAGUGUGAGGGUCUGCUGUGGGGCAUCGCUCGGCAGGGUAUGAGAUGUGCAGAGUGUGGGGUCAAAGUGCAUGAGAAAUGCCAAGAGCUGCUGAAUGCUGACUGCCUGCAGAGAGCAGCAGAGAAGAGUUCCAAGACAGGGGCGGAGGACCGCACACAGCACAUCAUCACAGCGAUGAAGGACAGGAUGAAGAUCCGCGAGAGGAACAAGCCAGAGAUCUUUGAGGAGAUCCGAAAGCUGUUCAACAUCACCAAGAUGAUCCACAUCCAGUACAUGAAGGGCAUCAAGCAGAGUGUCCUGGAUGGCACCUCCAAGUGGUCUGCCAAGAUCACCAUCAACAUCGUCAGUGCACAGGGUCUCCAGGCCAAGGACAGGACAGGAUCCAGUGACCCAUAUGUCACUAUCCAAGUAGGGAAAACCAAGAAGAGGACAAAGACCAUCUACGGCAACCUGAACCCUGUCUGGGAGGAAAAGUUCAGCUUCGAGUGCCACAACUCGUCUGAUCGUGUAAAGUUGCGUGUUUGGGACGAAGACGACGACAUCAAGUCUCGAGUGAAGCAAAGACUGAAGAGAGAAUCUGACGACUUCCUGGGUCAGAGCAUAAUUGAGGUCCGAACUCUGAGUGGAGAGAUGGAUGUCUGGUACAACCUGGAAAAGAGAACAGACAAGUCGGCUGUGUCUGGUGCGAUUCGUCUUCAGAUCAGCGUGGAGAUCGAGGGAGAGGAGAAAGUGGCACCCUACCAUGUACAGUACACAUGCCUUCAUGAGAACAUGUUCCACUACUCGACAGACGUGGAGGGCGGCGGCGUGGUGAAAAUCCCAGUAGCUCAGGGAGACGAUGCCUGGAAGGUUUAUUUUGAUGAGCUGCAGCAGGAUAUCGUGGAUGAGUUUGCCAUGCGCUACGGCAUCGAAUCCAUAUACCAGGCCAUGACACAUUUCUCCUGCCUGUCCUCUAAGUACAUGCUGUCAGGGGUGCCUGCAGUGAUGAGCACCCUGCUGGCCAACAUCAAUGCCUUCUACGCCCACCCCACCGCCUCCACUAACGUGUCUGCACCGGCCAGAUUUGCAGCCUCCAACUUCGGGAGAGAUCGUUUUGUAAAGCUUCUGGAUCAGCUGCACAACUCUCUCCGUAUUGACCUCUCCAUGUACAGAAACAACUUCCCAGCCAGCAGCAAGCCUCGCCUCAGUGACCUCAAGUCAACUGUGGAUCUUCUCACCAGCAUCACCUUCUUCAGGAUGAAGGUCCUGGAGUUGCAGAGUCCUCCCCGGGCCGCCAAUGUGGUGCGAGACUGUGUUAAGGCUUGUCUGAACUCCACCUACGAGUACAUCUUCAACAACUGUCUGGAGCUCUUCAACCGUCAAUUCCAACCUAAAGAAGAGAGUCAGCCAGAGGAGCAGGGGCCGAGCAUCCAGAAUCUGGACUUCUGGCCUAAACUCAUCACACUCAUUGUGUCCAUCAUUGAGGAGGACAAGAAUUCAUACACACCCAUCAUCAAUCAGUUUCCUCAGGAGCUCAAUGUGGGAAAAGUCAGUGCGGAGGUCAUGUGGUUGCUGUUCGCUCAGGACAUGAAAUACGCACUGGAGGAGCAUGAGAAACACAGACUGUGUAAGACUGCUGACUACAUGAACCUGCACUUCAAAGUCAAGUGGCUUUACAACGAGUAUGUGAAGGACCUGCCCGCCUUCAUAGACACUGUGCCUGAGUACCCUGCCUGGUUCCUUCAGUUCGUGCUGGCCUGGUUGGCUGAGAAUGAGGAGGUGUCGAUGGAGUUCAUGCACGGAGCACUGGAGAGAGACAAGAGAGAAGGGUUCCAGCAGACGUCUGAGCACGCUCUGUUCUCCAGCUCUGUGGUCGACAUCUUCACUCAACUCAACCAGAGCUUUGAGAUCAUCAAGAAGCUGGACUGUCCAGACCCCGCUGUGGUGGCUCAUUAUAAUCGACGGUUUGCCAAGACGAUCACCAAAGUGCUGCUGCAGUACUGUGCCCUGCUGGCCAAGAGCUUCCCCUCCUACUGCGAGAAGGAGAAGAUACCCUGUGUGCUGAUGAACAACAUCCAGCAGAUGAGGGUCCUGUUGGAGAAGAUGUUUGAGUCGAUGGGAGCAAAAAUGCUGGACACAGAGGCAGCUGACAUCCUCAACGACCUGCAGGUGAAGCUCAACACUGUCCUGGACAACUUCAGUGCCAUAUUUGCAAAGAGUUUCCAGACUCGUAUCACCGGCUGCAUGCGUCAGAUGGCUGAGAUCCUCUACCAGAUCAAAGGACCCCCCAACCACAACACAGCAGAGGCAGACGCUGACAACAUGCUGAGGCCCCUCAUGGAGUUUCUGGACGGGAACCUCAGUAUCUUUGCUGACGUCUGUGAGAAGUCAGUGCUGAAGAGGAUCCUGAAGGAUCUGUGGAAGACCGUCCUGAGCAGCCUGGAGAAGACCAUCGUCCUGCCUCAGAGCAACGACAGCCUGGGAGCCCAACUCCUCACAGCAGCUAAAGGACUUUCUAAUUUAAAGGGAGGAGGUGAAGCCAAAACGUUGACGCCCAAACAGUGUAUCAUCAUCGAUGCAGGGCUGGAGACCAUCAAGCAAUACUUUCAUGCAGGAGGAAACGGGCUGAAGAAAGCGUUUGUGGAGAAAAGUCCUGAACUAGCUUCACUGCGAUAUGCUCUCUCUCUCUACUCUCAGAGCACUGAUGCUCUGAUCAAGACCUUUGUCACCACACAGCACUCACAAGUGCACGACGGGAUGGGCAUAAGAAUUACCGGCAAUGAGAAGAUUCGACCUGACAGAGGCUCGGGGAUCGAGAAGCCCAUAGGAGAGGCUAUUCUACAGAUCGACAUGCUGCUCGGUAAAGAACGCAAAGUCACUGUCAGAGUGAUUGCUGUGAACGACAUGAAGUGGCAGACAUCCGGGAUGUUCCGGCCGUUCGUCGAGGUCUCCAUGGUCGGCCCCUUCCUGGCUGACAAGAAGAGAAAGUUCACCACAAAAUCCAAGAACAACAGCUGGACGGCAAAGUUCAAUGAGGCUUUCCAGUUUGUCCUGGGUAAAGAGUCUCCAGACUGCUACGAACUCCAGGUGACUGUGAAGGAUUACUGUUUUGGCCGGGCGGACCGGGUGGUGGGCAUGGCGGUGAUUCAGCUACGUGACGUGGCAGACAGAAAGAGCUGCGUGUGCUGGUGUCCAAUCGGGCCACGCAUUCAGACGGAUGAGACAGGCCUGACAGUGAUGCGUAUCCUGUCCCAAAGACCUGCUGACGAGGUGGCCAAGGAGUUUUUCAAGCUGAAAUCUGAAACCCGUCCUGUUGAGGAGGGCAGAUGAGUCGAGACAACUGACGUCAGAUCAGAGACUGUUUGAAAUAUGGAAAUCAAAACUGACAUGGAUCAUGGUCAGAGUUUGGAAUGAGAGCUACAAGUUUCUCACUUCUUUGUUUGUUGUUUACGAGCGCUGUCAUCUCUAUCCUCAGUAAACACAGAUCAUUAAAGCUUCUGACUGAUAAGUUUAAACAUGAAGGACAUCCAAGCAACAAGUUACAGCUUGGUUAGAAAUAUAUUAAAAGGAUAAAACACUGAAAAAGAAAACAUCUACCCAUAAAAAUAACUAAUAUCAUAACUAUCAAUGACAAAUGGGUAGUAAUCACAGAUUUGUGUGGUUAAAAAUGGUUAGUCCAGAUCUUAUUUGUAUUUAUUUUCUACAUAUCCUGACUGAUUAUUUUGCAAAUUAAAAUUACGACACUAGUUGUCUGCCAGGGCAACCGAAUGCCACAACGUUUUAACAAAUUGACUUUAUUGAUUGGAUUUUGUGUGUCAGCUGAAGAGAGACAGGAAAUUCAAACCCACGGCCGCUGCAACGAGAAUAGCCUCUGUACAUGGGGCACAGGACAUGACCACUAGGCUGUCUGGCACCCUGUUCUUAUCACUGUUAUCUUGACUACCCAACAUUGUCUCCCAAAAACAGGCAUAGGAUAUCACAUAAGGUCAUUACAAUACCAAGCUCUACGCUAAGUAUGAGUCCAAAUCUUUGUGAAAAAUGCAAAGACAGAAUAAGUAGAAUUUGUCAGCAGCGGUUUAUAAACAGUACGUUCAAAGUUGGCCCAUCCUCCUUGGUUUAACGGAUGAGUCCUGUUUUCAUACCCUGUAGACUAUACUGUAUUAUGGCCCCAGGCUUCACUCAACCUGCAAAAAGGUUGACACCAAGAAACUUUCUCAUCACAGCCAAACACAAAGAUACAUGCUGAAAGCAAGGUCUUUGUUGUUUCUUUCUUUGCGAAUGAAAUUCUUCUUAUUCUGCCUUAAAGCAAGACACCAAAGGAGGCUGCUAAAAUGGAGUCCUAUCCAACAAUUGUUCCCAAUCAUGAACAUUUUAAAAAACGCAACUAGUUAUUAAUUUUAAGGGAUCAAUGGUAGCUCUGUUUUGUAUAGCCUACAUCUUUUAGAAGCAGAGUAGACAGGAUCCCAACAUUAAAGUAGGCUGCACCACGAUGAAGAGUUUAUAAAAGUGCCACCUUUCUGGAGUUGUCACAUGUUAACACUAUAGCAUAUUGUUAUGUGUUGAAUCAAGAAGAAGUGUGUCAAAAUGUGUGAGGCUCUUUUCUACUAAACUGCUGGUGAUAGUUUUCUAAACUGAAUGUAUAAGACUUGAAAAAAGAGAAAAGAUAUGACACAAAUUGCAUCGCCUUAAAAAGAGGGGCUACCUUGUAGAGCUAGCUAAAGGAGCUGGCAAAUGAAGCUAGCUAACAGUACUCAAUACUUAAUAAAUGAAUGGUUCUUUUAUCUAAAACACUAACUUGCACACCAAAAAGGCAUUGAUUUAUUUUUCAAGAAGCAAAGAACUAUAGUUGUGAUAGUUAAAAAAAAAUAUGUUACUGAACUCUGGACUGUAGCCUGUAGAAAAAAGUUCAGAUGCAGGUUUUGAAUUUUGCUCUUCUGUUUUUGCCAAGUUUUCAUACUGUGACUGUGAACACUGUUUACCUGUAAAUUCGCUCUGAAUAGAAACAACCAAACGUUUACAACCUGUUUACAUGAGUUUAAUAGUUUGAUUAUCUUUCCUGAGGACCCAUAUGGAACUCUGAAGUUUUCUUUUCAUCUGUUUUUACAGUUUAAAGUUGAAUGAGAACAAAUCAGAUAACACAGCCUUGUCAUGCAUGCACAGUCACUACACCAUAUUCUACUGAAUACCUGAUUGGUGUUCUGCUUCAGAGACACUAUACACUUGAAAAAAAAACAAUGCUGGUGGCUGUUAGUUAACUAAACAUGGUUUGAUCCACACUAGUGUCUGUUUACUACGUGCCAAGGAACACAAGUGUUCAGCGAGCCAUAUGUUCAACUGGCUCUUCUUACAGUAGGUAUUCAGGGUUGUUUGCUGACCGAUGUGGCAGUUGUAGAUCUCCCUAUUAUUGCACUUUUGUCAAAACUAGCUGCACUGUGGGUUCUCAGAUCAAAAGGAUAGGUCUGCUAGAAUUUACAAGAGAUAGUAUGGUAAAGUAGUGAAUGGUUUUAUCUAAUAUGAGUGCAUAAAAGGGUAUAUUUUACAGUGGCCACAGCUGUAGCAACAACUGAACUCUUGCACCAUGUUUAAAAGUAAGAUUGUAAAAAAUUCUACAAGGGGAGCAUGUAUUUAUUGUAUACAAAGUAAACUAGGAGUGUGAUCUUUUUUCUUGUAUGUACUGUGAAAUAACAUGAUUGAUCAAAUGUAUGUAAAGUAUAGUUAUAAUUAAU
This is a messenger RNA of Labrus bergylta (ballan wrasse), 5885 nucleotides long. Lineage: Eukaryota; Metazoa; Chordata; Actinopteri; Labriformes; Labridae. The record is from RefSeq and is a predicted model, not a curated record.